UCCGUGACCGGAGCCGCAGGUUUAUAAUCCCACUUUUCAUUCCACAGUUUUUGUUAGAUUGAUUUUCGGGCAAAAAUCGGGAAAGUCCGACGUUGAUUUUCAAGUGAAACGAAAGGCAGCGGUUGAAUGAAUUCACAUUACUGAAACAAACUCGAUAUGUGUACGGUGUUCAUACACAUCUAUCACCGUUAGUGUUGGUGGCUUUGUGACUGUAAGAUACGCUUAAGGUGAUAGUUUAAACACCCAGGCCAUCACAUUUGCCAUUACUUGUGAUACAGACAAAGAAGAAAAAAUCGAGUGUGUGCAUCGACCACAAUGGCAUUUCUUUCGAUACGACUAGUGGCCACAGCUGCAGCGAAAAGUGCCAAUGCAAACCUGGCGAACAAUAUCAGAAAGUGUACCCUGGAUCGGCAGAUUGGUUCCGUCGCACGGUUCAGCUCCGCUGUCUAUCGGCUGCCACAGAAGCACUAUGAACUGCAGCAAAGGCAGCAGCACAGCCAGGCGGCCCUGCUAAACGCUGCUAUCGCUUCAGAUCAGCAUGUCAACAUGGCCACUCCGAGCCGCGAUCUCACGAUACAGGAAAUCUCUCGCAGUCUCCAGCUGUACUCCAAAGAUCGGAAUCCCAUUGAGAAAGAUCCAAAGACACUACGAGUUGGAAACAUCUCGGACAAGCCGACCGUGCUGAUCUUUGCCUGGUUGAACGCCAAGCAGAAACAUCUGGCCAAAUACGCCAAGUUGUACAUCGAGCAGGGCUAUGACGUUGUGGUGACCCAGCUGACCCCCUGGCAGCUACUCUGGCCCAUGAAGGGCAGUCAGCUCGUGGCAGCCGACAUCGUCAAGUUCUUGAAGAACAACGAGUUCAAGAAUGGUCUUCUGUUUCAUGGUUUCUCCGUCGGAGGUUACCUGUGGGGUGAGUGUCUGGUGCACAUUGCGCGAGAUCUGCAAAACUACCAGGUCGUGCUGGAUCGCGUCAAGGGUCAAAUCUGGGACAGUGCAGCCGAUAUUACGGAAAUUCCGGAAGGAGUACCCCGCGCACUGUUUCCUCGUAAUCCUACUUUGCAGAAUGCGCUUCGGAAAUACAUGAUUUACCACAUGAAAGCUUUCCACGAACCAGCCACAUCGCAUUACAUACGAUCGAGCCAGAUGUUCCACACCAACCUGCUGAGAUGUCCAGCACUCUUCCUGUGUUCGAAAACGGAUCCCGUUGGAACGGAAGUCGCGAACGGACGCGUACGAGACAGCUGGGAGAGCAAUGGCGUCAAGUGUACCUUCAAGUGUUGGGACCGUUCGCCUCACGUGGGACAUUUCCAGAAGCAUCCCGAAGAGUAUGUCGAACUAGUUUUUAGUCAUAUCCGGCAGCUGGUUGUGUCCGGUCAAAAGCAGCCGCUGCGGGCGAAGCUGUAAUCGACGCGUUAAUUUGUCCUGUGAUACUUAAGACAAUUUUUUAGGUGGA
This is a messenger RNA of Aedes aegypti (yellow fever mosquito), 1453 nucleotides long. Its product is annotated as transmembrane protein 53-A. NCBI's taxonomy places the organism in Eukaryota, Metazoa, Arthropoda, Insecta, Diptera, Culicidae. The record is from RefSeq and is a predicted model, not a curated record. The coding region runs from base 316 to 1404 and encodes 362 amino acids. Gene Ontology annotation, molecular function: serine hydrolase activity. The transcript is spliced from 8 exons.